This is a messenger RNA of Dufourea novaeangliae, 3581 nucleotides long. It is a transcript of the gene Golgin104, whose product is annotated as coiled-coil domain-containing protein 186. Gene Ontology annotation, molecular function: small GTPase binding. NCBI's taxonomy places the organism in Eukaryota, Metazoa, Arthropoda, Insecta, Hymenoptera, Halictidae. Gene Ontology annotation, cellular component: trans-Golgi network. The record is from RefSeq and is a predicted model, not a curated record. Gene Ontology annotation, biological process: vesicle cytoskeletal trafficking.
AUGUCGGAUGCACCCUGGGACCGAUUAGAUCCGAUCCACGGGAGAAUAUGCUCGUUCGUACCGAUCUCGAUGGCACAGGAUCAAGCUGAUCCAAAACAAGUCGCAUUUACAUUUUCUGAGAUGAACGAUGAAAAGUCUGAAUCGUCCUGUCAGGAUGAAGUCCUGUCAGCAAAUUUCGAUCAGACCGAUUUUAGCGUUAACCCAGAUGUUUCACUGUGGAAAGGCAAUGAUUCCAUGAAUCAGCAAGAUACGGUAAUACACGAGGAUAAGAAACCAAUUGAGGAGCAACUCACACAAUUCGAAACAAUAUCAGUAUUAUUAAACAACAAUGAUCAGAAAGAGUCUCCGUCUUUGAUAGAAGAUAACAGUAUUAACUCAACUAUUAAAAAUUCUGCUUCCUUAAGUAAUUUAUCAGAGAAUAAGUUUUUACAAUGUGAAGCAUUAAUCAAUGACACAGACCUUCCAGAUGAAAAGUCUCUUCAAAAAUCAGCUUCCUACAAUGACAUUGCAUUAUCUAAUUCAUUUUCAUGUUUAUCUUCAGAUGUAGUCUCUAAUAAUGCUCCAAAAUCUAUGAUAUCAGCUGAUUUUAAGGAACAAAAGUCAGCAUCCAAUGACGAAGAAGAAACACUUUUCAGUACUAAGCUACAAAUAGACACUGAUCAAACAAUAUCUUCAAAAGAAAAUAUUAUUCAAAAUUCUGUUGUAAAUGAAAAAUUAACUGACAGUAGUAAUCAUCGGACAGAAACUUUGAAAAAUGUAGAGUAUGAAAAAAUCUAUAACAAAGAGGCAAAGAUCUAUUCAAUCAUCAUAGUUCGGCCGACUCUUGUUGAUGAUAGCAAGUUGGUUAAAAUUUCACUGCCAACGAAUCCAAUUAACAUAAUGCAAUCGAAUGCUCAGUUCUUGAAUAAGAGUCGUAACUUUUUGAACUUUAUUACAGAGAAGUCAACCAAUAUAAUGGAGAAAGCACUAUUACCACAGCAUUUAUCUGUGAAGUACAAUUCGAUGAUGAAGUCUAUAGAUAAUAGUUAUAACGACAAGAAGUAUAUAGAAGAAUCUUGUAGUACAAAAUCUCCUCCAACAGAAACAACAAAUGCUGGCGAAUCGUGUGCAAUAGAAAAAACAACGGAUAUAUCGUAUUCAUUAAAAAGUCAACUGGAUACAGAGAGUGUCAGAAAAGAAUGUACAAUGAAUUGUGAAAGUAAAAAGACUUUGAUAACAAGUCAAAAUGAAAAUACAUGUGUUAACACAGAAACAAGUGAUAAGAAUUAUGAUAAUCCUUCCGACUCUUGCCUGAGCAAUUCAAAACAAAUAGAACCAUAUUCUGUUAAUGAUAAAAGUAAUACAGCAAAUGAAAUUGCUACCUGUAUGAAAGCAAAUGGGAAUUGCGACGAAUAUAUUAAUUCCAGAGUAUCUGACUAUCAGGGCAAUAGUAUCGACUCCGAAAGUUCCAAGCAGAGUUUGUUGAAACAUCCAGCAUAUCUUACUUUGCUAAAAGAUUAUGCAGAUUUCAAAACGAAGUGUAUAAAAUUGCAAGAGAAGGUUGAAUAUUUGGAAGAAAAGAAUCGGACGUUAGAAACAGAAAGUAAUGGAGAGAUCCAUGCUUUACAAGUUGAAACUUUGAAGAAGACAAUAAAUAGAUUAACACUUGAACUGCAUGCAUCAUCAGCGGCACAGGAGACGCUUAAAAAAGAAUAUAGUGGUGCUAAUAAAGAAAGAGAAAGUAUGGUGAUGAAGUAUGUAGUUAGUGAAAAGCAACUGAUUGAUACACAAAGGGCGAGAGAGUGUGCAGAACGCAAAGCAAAAGAGAGCACAAAACAACAGGAGUUGCUUCAAAACAAGUUACGAGAAAUUCAAGGCGAACGAACAAGAAUAUGUAAUAUCUUAGAUGGAAAAUGUCGUGAAGUGACUGAUCUCCAGAAAGAAGUUGAGAAAUUAAAAGAAGAUGUAAACAUGAGGGACAUAAAAUUGAAAUGGACUCAGAACAGACUUAAGUUAGAGAUGGAUACGCAAAAGGAAACUCAGCAGAAGUUAGACAAGGCCACGACCAGAAUAAAUGAAAUGAAGGAGGAAUGUGAACUAGUCCGUAAAGAGGCGCAAGAAUCAAUGCGUAACUUCCAACGAUCAGAAGAAAACAAAGCUGUCACACUGGAUCAACAAUUGAAAGAACAACAAGCACGUCUAAUAUUAGAAAGGCAUGUUACGGAAGAUAAAGAAAUGUUGAUACUUCAAUUGCAGAAAGAGGUGGAGACGUUGAAUCACAGACAACAAGUUUUGAUUGAAGAAAAUAAUACACUCAGUUUAAAGAUACAGAAUGCUGAGAAAAACCGUUUGAAUUACGAGAGCAAUUUGAGUAAUUUGAAGAUCAUAUCGGAUCAACGUCAAAAGGAAAUUGUAGAACUGCGUAGUAAGGUGUCCGAGUUCGAAACAUUGAAAAUUCAACUACAACAUAAAGACCAGUGCCUGCAGUCGAUGGAAGCGGAAACCAAGCAGUUGCGAUCGGCCAACGAGGAAUUACAAGCAGACAUGUAUGCGUGUCGUCAGAAAGAAGCUGAAAUGUUAGAUUUUACACAAAAAUUAACGGAUAAAAAUGUGCGUCUUCAGUCUGAAUUCACAGCCAUCGAAGCCAAGGUGAAACAAUUGGAAGAGGAACAUGGGCCAUUGCAUGAACAAAUCAGACGUUUGAUAGCAAAAGUUCACAUUCUUGAGGAGAGUCUUGCAAAGGAACAGAAAACAAGAAACGAAGACUGUGAGAUUUUAGCUAGGCAUCUCGCCGAACAAACUCAACUUGCGCAAAAUUUUGCUCAGAAAUUAGAGGAUAGCCAAGGGGAGAAUGCUGUGUUGAAGAGAAAACAGCAAAUAAGUACGAAGGAAAUGACAAGGGAGCUGCAACAAUGUAGGAAGAAACUCGAAGCUUUUGAAUCGUCUAUGCCUUACAAUUCACUGGGGGCUGCGUCCAGGGCUGGAUCGAACAUUUCACUGAACACAGGAGAAACAUUAAAUGGUGCCUUAUCUGAUAACAGUAUGAAUGGUGACCAACAUGUUCAAAUUAUGGAACCUAGUAGACAAACGUUAAUAGACCGUAUUAUAAAACUACAAGAAGAUAGUGCUAAAAAGGCUGAGAAAUUAGAUUUUUUCGAGGAACAUUGUCGAACUCUGGUAGAGGAACUACAGAAGAAGACGAAAAUCAUCCAAACAUAUAUUUUACAUGAAAAUUCUGGUGCCAUGGGUAGCAAUGAGCGAGAUAAAUAUAAGCAUAUCAAAAGUAGGAGAAAUGCAGCCGAACUAGCGAGGCAUGGAGGAAUAAUGGCCUCCGUUUACAACCAACGAGUUUCAGAUGAAAAUAUGACUCUGGAGUUAUCAUUAGAGAUUAAUCAAAAAUUGCAAGCAGUUCUCGAGGAUGCAUUAUUUAAAAAUAUUACUUUAAAGGAUAAUAUUGAUACCCUCGGUGACGAAAUAGCAAGGCUAACAAUGCAGAACCAACAAAGGAAAAUUAAAAACUAAAGGUAUACUUGACCGAUGACACACUUGUACUUACUGUGUAAAAAUAAUGGAGUAACACGUGUACACAUUAAAAUACGAAG